CCAUGCGCACCCUGUGAUUUUAUUAUGUUUUUUUCUAAAGUGGGAUCGGAGUGGAACAUGGCGACGUCCCUGAUCUACGGCCGGUUGUCGGCUGGACUGAGGAAUUCCGGGUGUAGGACGGCCCUCAGUAAUGCAUCUAAGGUACUGGGAGGGACGUCCGGCCUGUUUGGGAACCAUGGGGCGCAGCAGUUGCCCCUGCAGCAACAGCAGAGGAACCUCUCCUUGCACGAAUACCUGAGCAUCGGCCUGCUGAAGGAGGCGGGCAUCUCCGUGCCCGCGGGCAUGGUGGCUAGCACGCCCGAGGAGGCCUAUUCCGUCGCCAAGCAGAUUGGCUCUAAGGACCUGGUGGUGAAGGCUCAGGUGCUGGCAGGAGGCAGGGGGAAGGGAACCUUUGAGGGAGGCCUGAAGGGAGGAGUCAAGAUUGUCUACUCACCAGAGGAGGCCCGGGAUAUUUCCUCUCAGAUGAUUGGCCAGAAGCUGUACACUAAGCAGACGGGAGAGAAGGGCCGCAUCUGCAACCAGGUGUUCAUCUGCGAGCGCAGGUACCCCCGCAGGGAGUACUACUUUGCCAUCACCAUGGAGAGGUCCUAUCAGGGCCCAGUGUUGAUCGGCAGCUCGCAGGGAGGCGUGAACAUUGAGGACGUCGCAGCGGAGAACCCUGACGCCAUUGUAAAGGAGCCCAUCGACAUUGUGGAGGGCAUCAAAAUGGAGCAGGCCGUCAAGGUGGCAGAGAAAAUGGGUUUCCCCCCCGGUUUGAUCAACGAGGCAGCUGAGAACAUGAUCAAGCUCUACAACCUCUUCAUCAAGUAUGACGCCUCCAUGGUGGAGAUCAACCCCAUGGUGGAGGAUUCAUCUGGCAUCGUGAUGUGCAUGGACGCCAAGAUAAACUUUGACUCCAACGCGGCGUACCGGCAGAAGAAAGUGUUUGACAUGCAGGACUGGACCCAGGAGGACAUUCGAGACCGGCAGGCGGCCAAAGCCGACCUCAACUACAUUGGACUGGACGGAACCAUCGGCUGCCUGGUUAAUGGGGCAGGGUUGGCCAUGGCCACAAUGGACAUCAUCAAGCUCCACGGCGGCACUCCUGCCAACUUCCUGGAUGUUGGGGGCGGAGCCACUGCCCACCAGGUGACGGAAGCGUUCAAACUCAUCACCUCCGACAAAAAGGUGCAGGCCAUCCUGGUAAAUAUUUUCGGAGGUAUUAUGAGAUGUGAUGUCAUCGCCCAAGGUAUCAUCAUGGCUGUGACAGAUCUGGAACUUAGAAUCCCCAUCGUUGUUAGGUUGCAAGGGACACGGGUGGAUGAUGCGAAGGCUCUCAUUGCUGCCAGCCCCCUGAAGAUCCUGGCCUGCGACGACCUGGAUGAAGCGGCAAAGAUGGUUGUAAAGCUUUCUGAGAUCGUCUCGCUAGCGAAGGAGGCCCAGGUGGACGUGAAGUUUCAGCUCCCGAUCUAGGACCCGCCCCCCUCCUCGAGCAGCCGAAAGACCUCGCUGUAGAGAAUCAUCCUUCCAAGCAUCCUCCAAUCCCACCCUUCAGUUUUAUUUUUAAAUUUCUUUUGCUUUUUCUUUUCAGUCUGUUUCGGUGGUAUGGUCUCAAACCUCUGUUACGUCGGCUAUGUGCGACAGGCUUCAUCUCAGCAAAACCCAGACUGCCCAGCUAACUCUGCAGCCCUAUCCGCCCGUGGCUGUUUGAGUCGGUGCUUCCAAGAUUGCAGCUUCCAUCACCCGCCCCGCCGCAUUCCGUUCACAUUUAAAUCUCCUGCUCACGUGUCGCUCUGCAACUGUUACUCAUUCCUUCUAGUUCUUUCCUUUAUUCAAAAAUAAGACUGAAAAAAAAACGAACCGGGAAUAUUUAUACUGGCUUAAAUUAUUGCCAUAGAGGCGUCAAACCCAAACAGUAUGUUGUUAUUGCUGGUUCUCCGUAUGACAGGGAUAUAUUUGUGAUAUAUUUUCAUCUGUGUCAUUGGGAAGUGUGUCCUCUCCACUGGCCACACUGUUCCUUUCUAGAGUAGUCCUAUGUAGUACUCACGGGCGCACACACAAAUAUCCACUCCACAGACUGCAUGCUCUUGUUGGGAGCGUGGCAGUUAGACUCCAGCGAACCCCGGUGGGUUAUGAUCAUUUUAACCUUUCUCAGAGGUGGCAGCACACAGCCAUGAAGGCUGCGUUACUGUUCCCCCUCCCCCUCCCCCCGCCCCAUUCUGGCGUGCCUUUGAUGGUUGGUAUUGAAAGAGAGGAAUAAGAUGAGGGGUGGGGGUGGGAGGCCUUUCGGUCCAGUCCCAGCUGCUCAGGUGGCAGCAUCGGCCCACGAGACCAGCCAGGACAGCUGAUGGUAAAGGAGACGCACCCAGCAGCCACACCGAGGCUGUGAGGGACGGCGAGCUUCACUCACAGCUUUCACCAUGGAAACGUGGGCGUGCCGUUUGCGUUCGGGUGAAGAGGAGUACUGCUGCUGUACUAAUGCAGUAUUAAAGAUGACCUCUUUUAAUGCGGUUCUGUUAACUUAAAGGGUAUCAAGCCCCUUCACUCAGUCUCCUGAUGAUCUGAAAUUACCCUUCAAAUUAUUAUUAAACUAAUUGGCCCCAAUUACAGUUUAAAGCAGCCAUUUUUGCUCACAUUACAUUGCAUGCACGUUAAGCGUAAGCGUAAGGACACUGUUAAAACGGAAAAAUACGGUGAAUGCUUUUCAAAAUUCGUUUGAAUUGGCAGGGUUUCUGAGCAGCAAGCGGACCCUGUGGAGACUCCAAUAGCCAAAAUAAUGUCUUUCUUAAGAGAGGUGUAACCGGUAGGAACUGUCAGGCAGUGGUUUCCUGGCAGUGCUGCCCCCCCUCCACACCCCCUCAUAGUGAAAGCCUGUUAUGUGCUGGUCUCGCCACCGUGUCAACCAAACCCCCUUACCUCCCACAUUAGCUGCUGUAACCAGGACGAAGAGCGCACACAUUCUGGUCUGGUCCUCACAUUCUGUGGCCCUCCAGACCAAACACUUCACUAAAUUUUUUUUAUUUGUUUUGUAAAUAACAAGACCACUUCUGUCUUCUGUAUGAUAUUUAAAAGGCUCAGGGGGGUGGGGAUCAAAGAAAAUAUUAAAUGCAUAGAACACCAAAAA
Molecule: messenger RNA, 3103 nt
Organism: Anguilla rostrata (American eel)
Lineage: Eukaryota; Metazoa; Chordata; Actinopteri; Anguilliformes; Anguillidae
Product: succinate--CoA ligase [ADP-forming] subunit beta, mitochondrial
Exons: 11
Coding region: 25-1452 (475 amino acids)
Biological process (GO): tricarboxylic acid cycle; succinyl-CoA metabolic process
Cellular component (GO): succinate-CoA ligase complex; mitochondrion
Molecular function (GO): metal ion binding; succinate-CoA ligase (ADP-forming) activity; ATP binding
Source: RefSeq, a predicted model, not a curated record